This is a messenger RNA of Aspergillus costaricaensis CBS 115574, 1534 nucleotides long. RefSeq names its product FAD synthase. Gene Ontology annotation, biological process: FAD biosynthetic process. Lineage: Eukaryota; Fungi; Ascomycota; Eurotiomycetes; Eurotiales; Aspergillaceae. Bases 317 to 1210 code for a protein of 297 amino acids. Gene Ontology annotation, molecular function: FMN adenylyltransferase activity. The transcript has a single exon. The record is from RefSeq and is a predicted model, not a curated record.
CUUUAUAAUUGUCCCUCUUAUCUUUACUAUUCUCGCCCGAUAGAAAGACAUACACCCUUGCGUUGCACCUCGGACCCUUUACCGACAGAUAAACCACACAGCCAACCGGCUUACAUCAAUCCCUCCCUCUGUUAACUACCCCCCGCGAGUCAUCGCAUCCACUCCAUACCCUAGCUACUAACUAGUACUACUCCAACCACCUCAACCCUCACUCCUUCCCUUCCCUUCUUCCUUUUCUCACCCAUAUAUAUACACAUACACAUACAUAUCAACACCCUCCUACCACGACCACCAAUCAAUCAAUCAAUUACCCACCAUGACCGACUCAAUACCACCCACCCCCAAUGGCCUACCCACCACCACAUCAACACCACCACCACCAACAACCUCAACCACAGACACAACCACCACAACCACAUUUCCACCCACAACAACCCCCUCCCUAUCCAGCAUAAUCACCCACUGCCACACCAAAAUCCACACCUUCCUCUCAGAAUCCCACCCAGCCGACUCCCUCCUGGCCAAAGUCCAACUCCAAACCCGCACCUCCCUCAACGUCAUCUCCACCGCCCUCCACCGGUACCCUCUCAACGAGCUCUCCCUCUCCUACAACGGCGGCAAAGACUGUCUCGUGCUCCUCGUCCUCUUCCUCGCCAGCCUCCACCCUCACCCCGCCCCAGAAGACGGCGGCCUCACCUCCAUCCCCGCGAUCUACGCCCUCCCGCCGGACCCCUUCCCAGACGUCGAGGAAUUCGUCCAAUGGUCCGCCCGCGCAUACCAUCUCAACGUACUCAAGUACACGACGGACCCGCCGCGCUCAACAAUCAAAUCCACCUUUGAGGAUUACCUGUUCGUCAACCCGGGAGUGAAAGCGAUUUUUGUCGGCACGAGACGGACGGAUCCCCAUGGUGCUAAAUUGACCCAUUUCGAUCGCACGGAUAGUGGGUGGCCGGAUUUUGUGCGCGUGCAUCCGGUUAUUGAUUGGCAUUAUGCGGAGAUUUGGGCCUUUAUUCGCCAUUUGGGGCUGAGGUAUUGUGGGCUUUAUGAUAGAGGGUAUACGAGUUUGGGGGGUACUGCGGAUACGCAUCCAAAUCCGAAGUUGAGGGUCGAGGUGGAUGGUGAGGAUGCUGGGGAGGGGGUGGAGGAGGGGCGGUAUAGGCCUGCUUAUGAGUUGACGGAGGAUUUGGAGGAGCGGUUGGGACGCAAUUGAUUGUUUGCGGCAGUGUCGAUGUUGGUUUUGGCCGUUGUCUGAGUCGAGGAUACUCGUCGUCCGCUCAAUGCUCCCUUCUCCGUGUAUAGACCUGUUUUGGAGUCAGACCCUAUGUACUCUUUGCCUCCCCUCCUAUACCGAUGUGUUUCCCCGCAUGUCACUCCUGAGCGUUUCACUCUCUUCUCUCGUGUUGCACCAUUACUAUCCGAUAGAUGCAUACACUGGCUGCAUGUCUUCAACUUGUUUGGCUUACAUUCGGCACCGUGAUGGUCGCAGUUGCAUAACGCUUUCCAUUGACAAAUUGUAGACUGCGCUGAUAACUUG